Periophthalmus magnuspinnatus is the source of this 908-nucleotide messenger RNA. Its product is annotated as gamma-glutamyl hydrolase-like. The coding region runs from base 15 to 908 and encodes 297 amino acids. The record is from RefSeq and is a predicted model, not a curated record. Gene Ontology annotation, biological process: tetrahydrofolylpolyglutamate metabolic process. Gene Ontology annotation, molecular function: gamma-glutamyl-peptidase activity. The transcript is spliced from 9 exons. Gene Ontology annotation, cellular component: vacuole. Lineage: Eukaryota; Metazoa; Chordata; Actinopteri; Gobiiformes; Gobiidae.
AGAAACUGCACAACAUGGAGGCCACGUCUUCACCUGAGCUCAACCACAGGCCUAUUAUCGGUGUAGUAGCUCAGGAGUUCUACCAACCAACCCCCAGCAAAAAAUCCUACAUCCCUGCAUCAUAUGUGAAGUAUCUGGAGUCAGCUGGAGCCAGAGUCGCUCCUAUACACAUUGACAAGACAGAAGAUGAGUACAGAGCUCUGUUUAAGUCUAUCAAUGGAGUACUUUAUCCUGGUGGGAAUGUAAACACGAGCACAUCUGGUUAUGCAAGAGCUGCGAGACUGUUAUUUGAUCUAGCGAUGGAGGCUAAUGAUCGAGGCGACUAUUUCCCACUGUGGGGAACCUGUCUUGGAUUUCAACUUAUGGCAUGUGUGAUUGGAGAGAAAAACGGGCACGUACUCUCUACCACAAAUAAUUCUGAUGUGGCACUACCCCUAAACUUUACAAAAGAAGCCAAAGAGAGCAGGAUGUUCAAGAGUUUCCCAAAGGACACACUUCAUACUCUGGCCACCGAAUCUGUAACUAUCAACAGCCACAAAUACAGUUUGACUAUGGACACUUAUAGGAAGAGUGAGAGUCUAAACACUUUUUACCGAGUACUUACCACCAAUACCACAGAUAACGGCAAAAUGUUCAUUUCAACAAUGGAAGCAUACAAAUAUCCAUUUUACGGGGUGCAGUGGCAUCCAGAGAAGAGCCAGUUUGAACGAACCAACACCUUCACAGCCCACUCUCCCUCAGCUGUGAAAGCUGCCCAGUGCUUUGCAGACUUUUUUGUCAGUGAAUUGAGGAAAAGCUGUCACAGUUUUAGCAGUGAUGAAGAGGAGAAGAAAGUCCUGAUUGAUGAGUACACUCCCUCCUACACCGCAGACUGGACCAACUUUGAGCAGAUCUUCUUCUUCUCCUGA